Molecule: messenger RNA, 1991 nt
Organism: Leptonychotes weddellii (Weddell seal)
Lineage: Eukaryota; Metazoa; Chordata; Mammalia; Carnivora; Phocidae
Gene: MFGE8
Product: milk fat globule EGF and factor V/VIII domain containing
Cellular component (GO): plasma membrane
Molecular function (GO): signaling receptor activity
Source: RefSeq, a predicted model, not a curated record
GCCCCGCGGUGUGCACGGCCCGAGCGCCCGCUCCCGCGCCCGCGUCCCCACGGCAUGCCGGGCCCCCGCCUGCUGGCCGCGCUCUGCGGCGCGCUCCUCUGCGCCUCGGGACUCUUCGCCGUCUCCGGUGACUUCUGUGACUCUAGCCAGUGCCUGAAUGGUGGGACCUGCUUAUUGGGCCAGGACAACACCUCCUUCUACUGCCUGUGCCCCGAAGGCUUCACGGGCCUGAUCUGCAAUGAGACAGAGAAAGGUCCUUGUUUUCCAAACCCCUGCUACAAUGAUGCCGAAUGCCAGGUGACUGGCGACUCGCACAGAGGGGACGUCUUCACCCAGUACAUCUGCAAGUGUCCUCAUGGCUAUACAGGUGUCCACUGUGAGACCACCUGCAUCAUGCCGCUGGGCAUGGAGACGGGCGCCAUUUCCGACUCGCAGAUCGCCGCUUCAUCUGUGCACUUGGGCUUCAUGGGUUUACAGCGCUGGGCCCCAGAGCUGGCCCGUCUGCACCGCACGGGCAUCGUCAAUGCUUGGACGGCCAGCAACUAUGAUAAGAACCCCUGGAUCCAGGUGAACCUGAUGCGGAAGAUGCGGGUGAUGGGCGUGGUGACACAGGGUGCCAGCCGCGCAGGCAGCGCCGAGUACCUGAAGACCUUCAAGGUGGCCUACAGCGUCAGUGGACGCAAGUUCCAGUUUAUCCAGAGUGCAGAGGGGACAGGAGACAAGAUAUUUGUGGGUAACAUGGACAACAGUGGCCUGAAGGUCAACCUGUUUGACUUCCCUCUGGAGGUACAGUACGUGAGGCUAGUGCCCAUCAUCUGCCACCGGGGCUGCACCCUCCGCUUUGAGCUCCUUGGCUGUGAGCUGAAUGGAUGUGCUGAGCCCCUGGGCAUGAAGGACAACUCCAUCCCCGACAAGCAGAUCACGGCCUCCAGCAUCUACAGGACCUGGGGCCUGAAUGCCUUCAGCUGGUUUCCCUUCUAUGCGCGGCUGGACAAGCAGGGCAAGUUCAAUGCCUGGACCGCUCAGACCAAUGAUGCCUCUGAGUGGCUGCAGGUUGACCUGGGCUCCCAGAGGCAAGUGACCGGCAUCAUUACCCAGGGGGCCCGAGACUUUGGCCACAUCCAGUACGUGGCAGCCUACAAGGUGGCCUACAGUAACGACAGCAUAAACUGGGCCGAGUACAGGGACCAGGGGGCCAUCGACAGCAAGAUCUUCCCUGGCAACUUGGACAAUAAUUCCCACAAGAAGAACAUGUUUGAGAUGCCCUUCCUGGCUCGCUUUGUGCGCAUCCUGCCCGUCGCCUGGCACAACCGCAUCACCCUGCGCGUGGAGCUGCUGGGCUGUUAGUGGUCAGCCUGGCCGGAGUGACCGCGACCGCAAGGGCCCCUUACCUGGUCCUCCUGGCCUGCUGUUGGCCCGCUGCCUCCUCCACCACCCCACCUCCUGACUGUCGGCGGCUGGCGGUGGGGGUUUCAGCCACCUCGCCUUCCCCCCUGCCCCGCCCCUCCCCUCCCCCGUGGCCCUGGCACCCACCCCUCCUGCCCUCCCAUUCUCUUAGGCACUGUGGGAGUUGAGUAGGUCUGGGACGGACAGGGAAGGGUAAAGUAGGGAGUGGGGGUUACCUGCACCUCCCCGGAUCCCUGGUUCUAGUCUCUUGUGUUUUCCCGACACUCGCUCCCGCACCCCACGUCCCACGUUCCCACGGCCCCCGGAGGAAGCCCUGAGGCGCCAGGCUGGAGGAUAACAGUCUCCUGUCCCUCAGCACGAUGCUGCCGCUCAGAGCUGCCACCUAGUCCCCGACACGUCCCCCUUAUCUUCCUGGAGACCUCUCUUGACCCUUGGCCUAAAAAGAGACAGAAUGGGGUGGGGUGGGCGGGCUUAUGGAGAGAAGGGGUGGAGGUGGGUGGCCUGGGGGGGGCACCCUCUGUGCUGGUUCUUUCCCCCAGAGUACACAGGCAGCUUCCAAAAUAUAUUUAUGUCACCCCCUGGAA